Archocentrus centrarchus (flier cichlid) is the source of this 1984-nucleotide messenger RNA. It is a transcript of the gene gpr45, whose product is annotated as G protein-coupled receptor 45. The record is from RefSeq and is a predicted model, not a curated record. Lineage: Eukaryota; Metazoa; Chordata; Actinopteri; Cichliformes; Cichlidae. Bases 219 to 1379 code for a protein of 386 amino acids. Gene Ontology annotation, biological process: G protein-coupled receptor signaling pathway. Gene Ontology annotation, cellular component: membrane. The transcript has 2 exons. Gene Ontology annotation, molecular function: G protein-coupled receptor activity.
GUUCAAAGUGGGAUAUUUUUGGAAAACCUCAGCAGGCACAGGAGGAGAGACACCGUCACCGAGCUGACUGACUUAACGAGAGACGAGUAUGCAAUCCGGUAAACGUCAAGGUAUUCCCAUGGAACCCCAAGUGCUGGAAGACAGCUUUAUGUCUGCACCACAACCAUAGUCAAAAAUGUUCACCUUUUCUGGGCUCAUAUCCCUUAAUAAUAGCUGCCAUGGCUUUUUGUAAUGAAAGCCUUCUGGAAGAGUGUAACUUCAUGGAGCCGGACAGCGUGGAGGAAACAGCAGAAAGCCUCCCAUCAGAAGCUACGACUCCUCUCAUAUCAGUCACUCUCCGCGUGACGCUGGCAGCCAUAAUGAUCUUUAUGAUUACUAUUGGUUUCCUUGGCAAUGCGAUCGUGUGUCUGAUUGUUUACCAGAAACCUGCCAUGCGCUCUGCUAUCAAUCUUCUACUUGCCACACUGGCCUUUUCAGACAUCAUGCUCUCUCUGCUCUGCAUGCCCUUCACUGCAGUCACUGUGGCCACUGCUGACUGGAGCUUUGGGAGUGGUUUCUGCCGAGCUUCCAUCAUGCUGUACUGGCUAUUCGUCCUGGAGGGUGUGUCCAUCCUCCUCAUAAUCAGUGUAGACCGUUUCCUCAUCAUUGUUCAGCGGCAGGACAAGCUGACCCCACACAGAGCUAAACUCCUGAUAGCAGGUUCAUGGGUGUUGAGCCUGUGUGUGUCCCUGCCAUCUGUGGUCGGGUGGAGGGCAGGCGCUGCGGGUAUCGGGGGUGCCUGGGCGCCACAGUGUGUGCUGGGAUACAGCGAGUCCCUGGCAGACCGUGGAUACACAGUGCUGUUGGCUGUAGCGGUAUUCUUUGUACCAUUUACUGUCAUGCUGUACUCUUACAUGUGCAUCCUUAACACGGUGCGCCGUAACACCCUGCGCAUCCACAACCACACCACAGAGCAUUCUUGCUUGCCAGCCCUCAACCAAGUCAGCAAAAUGAGACUUACUGGGCUGCAGCGGCCGCCUCAGGUCAAGGUGGACAUGAGCUUCAAAACCCGAGCCUUCACUACCAUCCUCAUCCUCUUUGUUGGUUUCUCAGUGUGCUGGCUGCCUCACACUGUCGUCAGCCUGCUGGCCGUGUUCAGCCGGCAGUUCUACUACAGCUCAGUCUUCUACCCGAUCAGCAUAGGUGCUCUGUGGCUCAGCUACCUGAAAACAGUCUUCAAUCCCGUCAUCUACUGCUGGAGGAUCAGAAAGUUCAGGGAGGCCUGUCAGGAGUUCAUUCCCAAAAGCUGCAGACUGUGUCCCAGAGUGCCAGGCAGGAGCCACAGAAGAGUGAGGCCCAGCAAUAUCUACGUGUGCAGUGAGACACAGUCAGCUGUGUGACACAAAGAGGAGGGUCAAUGCAAUCUAUUGUUUUUAACUCUUUGAUAAGCAAUGAGUUGCUACUACAGUUCACUUCAAAGUAAUUCGGUUCCUGUUAAAAUAAUGUUGCCACAAGAACAAAUGAUUUGUUUUAACUUUAUGAAACUGGAGAUUUUACAAACCCGUGAAUCCCAUCUGUUGAGGAAGGUCACGUGAAACACUUCACAACCGCUAAAAACUGAACCGAUCUGCUGGUGACAGCCUUUUGUCUGCUGGUUUAAUAAAUAAAGUCAGAGCAUUCGCUCAACUUUGUGGCCACUUCAGCUUCUGAAACAUACUGCCAUUCAAUCUGUUUUAUAUCUUCCAUUUUUACUUAUUUUUCUGUUUCACGUGUUGUCCCUGGACUGUUGUUUUGUGUUGUAUUUUGUUGCUUCAUUAGUCUGAAACUCCCGAGCUGUACUGUUGAUAAUAAUUCUGUUGUCAGUUAUGUGAUGAGAUUCAGAAAAAAGAAAAACUCACCAUAUUGAUGUUUGGUGAUGUGCUCAGAUGAACGUCUGACAGCUGUUUAAAAAAGUGUUCGAUAACAUUUGUGUAGAAACACAAGCUGAAACUGUUCUUUUGAUUCA